Molecule: messenger RNA, 1748 nt
Organism: Mercenaria mercenaria
Lineage: Eukaryota; Metazoa; Mollusca; Bivalvia; Venerida; Veneridae
Product: procathepsin L-like
Exons: 9
Coding region: 112-1185 (357 amino acids)
Cellular component (GO): lysosome
Molecular function (GO): cysteine-type endopeptidase activity
Source: RefSeq, a predicted model, not a curated record
AUGGUCAUCGAACUUGAAAUUUUGAUAAAGAAAGAGGGUUGGUAUACUCGACAAAUCGAUUUUGUUAUCGAUCAGGAUUCAGGAUCUUUGACCCUUUAAAAAGGCAUACACAUGCACCUCUUGUGUCACUGUUGCGGAAUAAUCAGAAUGACGAGCGUUGCUUUGCUUUUACUCGCCAGCUGUGUCGGCGUCAGCCUCGGUUUGAACUCGUGGGAUCUUCCGCAGACGAACUUACUGUCGUUUGUGAACUCCGAGUUAGACCUUGAUUGGAUGAUUUUCAAGAAGACUUAUAACAGGACGUAUGUGGAUGCAAACGAGGAAGUUAGAAGACGUUUAUAUUGGGAAGAUACCUUGCAGUUCAUUCGGGAUCACAAUGAGAAAUUCAACCGAGGAGAAACUACGUUCACAGUCAAAGAAAAUGAUUUUGCAGAUAUGGCGGAAGAUGAGUUUGAGGAAAUCUAUCUCAGAGGUCUUAUUUUACCGGAAGUAGAGGAAGAAUACCCGAAAGCCCUUACUGAACCGGACCCGGAAGCUCCUCUUGAAAUGGACUGGAGAAGACAUGGACUUGUUUCAAACGUGAAGAACCAGGGAAGGUGUGGAUCAUGCUGGGCCUUUUCAGCAUUGGGAUCUUUGGAGGGACAACAUAAAAAAAAGCAUAAUAGUUUGAAAGAUUUGUCCGAACAGAAUCUGGUAGACUGUGCAAAUUAUAAAUAUGGUAAUUACGGAUGCCGCGGCGGAUGGAUGAACAAUGCCUUUAAUUACGUCAAGAAGUAUGGAGUUGACAGUGAAAGUUGCUAUCCGUAUGUAGCUAAGGAUCAGACUUGCCGCUUCAAGAGCCACUGUAGGGCGGCUAAGGACGGUGGUGCGCAGAACAUUGGCAAGAGUGAGCACUCUCUCCAAAGUUCAUUAGGCUCGGUGGGACCAAUCGCAAUUGCAAUGGAUGUCAAUAACCGGAAUUUCUGGUAUUACCACAAAGGAAUCUACGACUACUCAAGAUGUAACUCUGGAAGACCUAACCAUGCUAUGUUAGUUGUAGGAUAUGGUAAAGUUGGUUAUAAGCAAUAUUGGAUAAUCAAGAACAGCUGGGGAACUGGAUGGGGUGACAGUGGUUACGUAUUUGCAGCCAAAGGCACCGGCGACCGUUGUGGGAUUUCCAAAUGGGCGAGUUAUCCCACAGGAGUUUAAGAUGGUUUGGGUAUUAGAGAAUACAUAAUGGCUCGUUUGGAACUCUGUACCAAAACAAUAUCUGGAUAACCUCAUUGCUGACAGUUUAAAUUAUGUCUUGUUUAGGUCUCCAUACAAAAUAUGCUUUGCAAUGACAAUAUACAUUAUUUCUCACUUAAACAAUAGAACAACAUUUUUUUUACUUUGCUUUCUUGCGAGAAAUUACAAAUGCAUUGGCAAAGCUGGCAACCAUCUAUUGUAAUACUAUAUUUCUUGAGUUACUGGUCAAUGGCUUAUCAGCAAGUGUACUUCUUAAAUCUUUCAGAACAAGCAUAAUCAACUGAUAUUGUUUCCUGAUGAAAUAAUGACUGACACCCGUUCGCAGUAGUUUCCCUUUACAGUUAACAGCCGGUAGGGAAAAUAACUAUUGCGGUUAGUUUGCAGCAGAAAGGACCCCUUAUUCAAACAGGGCUAUGUAUUACAAACAUAUGAAUUCAUCUGUGUAAAUAUACUUUUCAUAACGAAAAUAGGUAUUAAAAAUGACUUGCGUAUGAUUUCCUUUGAAUAAAAGGAUUGAAACUGCA